AUGAUCAAUCCCAGCACAAAAUAUACAGCCUUAAAUAGGGAUGUAAUGUGGUAAAAUUUCUUAAAAGUUUUAUUUUCCUAUUGCUAGGUUGGCAGCAAUUUAAUAUCAGAUAUUAGGAUUAAUAAGUUAGGAGAUGAUGUCUUGAGUCUAAUGGACAUGCAGUCUGAUAGUGGAACUUCUAUUUUAGAAGAAAAAGCAAAGCAGAUUCUUAAUGCAUGGAGUACAUAUGAAUAUAGUAUAGGAGAAAAGUUAGACAUACAAGUAGGAGAUUAUAAAUUGGAAUAUCUGCCAUAAAAGCAAGAGUAGCUGUAAAAAAUAAAUGUUAAACUUGAGGUACAAAGAAAUGGCAUAAAAAAUGAAUUAGAUUUAGAUGAACCAGCUGACAAUAAUGGAAUGAUAAAAGAUUUAGACUUCUUAGAGCCUACUUAAAUAAUACCAGCUAAAUCAAAUAAUAACAAUGCAUUUAAUCGUCGUCCAGUGCCAGUCUUCGCUGAAAGGAAGGAUAAUUUCAGCUUCGGAGAUGCAACUUAAAUUAUAGAACCUAUUCAGAAGAAAAAUGAUUAGUUUUUAAUGCCAGCACCAAGAUAACAAUAAAAACAGAAUCUGAAUUAAGAUGUAGAUGAUUUAUUUGAUGGGGCUACUUAAUUAAUUGCUGAAAAUAAUAUAGGAGGCAAUAAUAAUAAUUAAAAUCAAGCAAAUGAAGAUAACUUUGAUAUGUUUGGUGAGACCUAAGUAAUUAAUCACAAACCUCACUAAAUUGUCAAGAAAAUGCCAUAGUAAAAUAAUCCAGAUAUUCUAAACGAUGCAACAUAAAUUAUUGAUAACUUAUAAAUGAAUAAAAGACCAUUUAAAAACCCAUAAGUUCCUAAGUUUGAUAUGAAUAAUGACGCAACAUAAAUUAUAUAAAAUAUUCCGAAGAAAGAUAAAGUAGAUCAACAAAAUAAUAAAAAACCCUAAGUUAAUCCUUUCGAUUUAUUAGAUGCUACAUUGAUUAUUCCUGAAGCUAGAAAAAAGCCAUUCUAACAAGGAAAUAUGAUUGAGCCUACUUUGAUCAUAAACUAGGGAUAAAAUCAAAGGUAAAAUAAAGUUGAGGAGUCAGAUAUCGAUAAAUUACUAGAUAUUGAGCCAGACGAAUCUCCCAAAUUUGGAAUAAAUGGAAAUAAUAAAAAAGAGAAUGGGAACUCAAUUAGCUCAAGUGUUGAUGACAUUUUUGAUGCUCUUGAUAAUAAGAAAAAUAUGAAUUAGGGUAUAAGCUAAAAAAAUGAGUUAGCAAAAAUUGUUGAAAAAGAAGAAGAAUAUCAGGAAGAUAAUAUCUAACUUAAUAAAUAAGAUAAAAAGUUCAAGUAAAGUAAUGCUCCUAAGAUCAAUAAUAACAAAAAAAAGUAAUCAGAUAAGAAUGAAGCAGAUAAUUCAGUAGAUGAUAGCUUAGAUGAUAUUCUUGAAGAAAGGAAGAACGAGCCUGCAUUGUAAUAGCAAUAAAGUCAGAGGUAUAAUAAAAAGAGAAAACUUAAUGAGAUAUCUAAUGAUAGCUAACUUUAGAGCUAAUAAAAUAUAAAGAAAUCAAAACUGAAUGAAGAGUUGGUUAAUUCAUAGGAAUAGGUAAAAAAUGUAAGAUUAAGAGGUAAAGUUAAUUAAGCAUCUUAAAAGGUAGAGGAGGAAAUAAAGUAACAGCACUAAAUGGUAAUUCUUGUAAGUGGGAAAGCUAAAGAAAAGGAAUUCUAAGAAAUUAUUAAGAAACUUGGAGGCAAAGUGAUUGAUGAUAUUGCAGAAUAAUUUGAUGUUAUGGUUACUGAUGGAAAGUUGAUUAGAAAUUGUAAACUCCUCCAAGCAAUUAAUCUUGGAGCUAAAAUAGUCAACACUAAUUGGCUUACUGAAUCUCAAAAGAAAAAAUAAUUUGUAGAGAUUAUUGAUAAAUUCAUAAUCAUUGAUAAAGAAUUUGAGAAAUAGCAUAACUGCAAAUUAUAAUAGCUGUAUAACAACAAAUAAGUUGGUCAACUGCUAUAAAAUCACUCAAUUUAUGUUUCAAAAAACAUUUAGGGCUUAAAGUAGGAGCAAAUGUAAUUGCUCGUUGAAAGUGCAGGAGGAAAGGUUUUAUAAAACGAAAAAGAGAAAAAUUAAGCAACUAUUUGCAUUAUGGAUUAGAAUGAAGAUAAAAAUGCAAUCAAUCAACUCAAGAAAAACAAAAAGAUUCAAAUUCAGAGCAUCCACUUCAUCUUAGAUGGUAUCAUUCAAUAGAAUUUGGAUUUUAAGAAAAAUUCACUCGCUUGA
Stylonychia lemnae is the source of this 2268-nucleotide messenger RNA. The record is from the annotation of a GenBank genome assembly. Lineage: Eukaryota; Ciliophora; Spirotrichea; Sporadotrichida; Oxytrichidae.